Molecule: messenger RNA, 397 nt
Organism: Pieris brassicae (large cabbage white)
Lineage: Eukaryota; Metazoa; Arthropoda; Insecta; Lepidoptera; Pieridae
Exons: 2
Coding region: 71-397 (108 amino acids)
Source: RefSeq, a predicted model, not a curated record
UAGCGUUUGUUUGAUAUAGAUUAUCUGUAAUUGGCAAGUAAUUUAUGGUCUUUGGUGUAGUGGGAAAUCUAUGGAAUUAAUAGACACAGUGAUAAUCGCGAAUAAUAAUAAUGUUACUUUACAAUACGAAGAGGCGUCUGCAAUGCGCAGAGGCGACGAGAACUCGGAGAAACUGAUCAUGGUUGGUAACACAGAAGGCAAUAGAUCAUGUGGCCGUUCAUCAACCAGAUGGACCGAUCAAGUGAGAGACUUAUCGGCCUUUAAACUCUACACUGUUAUAAGAGAGGGGCUGGACAGAAACCAACGGAAAUAUCCACUCCAAACAUUUCCUUGUUUACCACGACUCCCAGACAUGAGCUACCGACUAAGAGAGAUUUUCAAAAUAAAUAUAUUUUAA